AUGGUCGUCUUUGGAUUUGGUAUAGUUACCGCGGCAAAAUUUGAAGCUACAGAGUUAUUAGCUCCUCCAGAAAGACCAACAUCUAUUUCUAGCAUCGAGGAACUAAGGCGAUAUAUUCAGGAAUUGAAUAUGUAUUAUCUGAUACUGGCUCGACCAAGAAAAGAUUGUCCAACAGUUAUACCACACCAAGAAUUCAGGCUCUCCUUACUUCUACCAGCGGCUAUUUGCACAUUGAUUUUGGCGUUUUUAACUCGACGAACUAAGCAAAAACUGCACCUGUUAAAUGGAAGACCAGGACUUGUAUUCCCCAUGGAUAUUCUAAAGAGGUCUCACAGGUUUUCCUAUGCUGCAGCAUUUGGGACUCUUGCCCGUCUUUGCUCCGAUAUAGUGUUUGAAGCUAAAUAUGCAUUCAACUACGACGGUCCCACAUACUUGAAAGUGUUCAUUGCACUUACCUCGAUGUUAAUAUAUGGUCUUGGUUACUAUCCUUUGUUUGCCGGAAUCACAGCAGAGAGUCCCAUAGGAUACUUAAUUGCUACAUUGUUUGCAUGGACGUUCACAGCUAAUUUUUUCGCCAACUCUUUCUGUGAACAGAAUUUGGAUGUUUCCUAUUUUAUUCUGAUUGUCAUGUUGUUACCAGAAAUCGUCUGCUACCUGUAUCUUAGCUUCAGUCUUCCCGCCAGAUUCGUCUUAUCUAUUGUUAAACCAAAGAAAAAAACCAAACUUGCUGUUGACUUUGAAAGCAGUGAAGAUCUAUAUGAAUCAAUCCUAAAAUCCUACCAAGGCAACCAUGUUCGAAAAUUGUUCAGAAAACCAGAGCCUCCUUCCCCACCGCCUGAAGGGAAAAAGAACAAAAUAAUCUCUCUCCUGAAAACACUAUCUCAGAAAAUAUUCUACAGACGUAAGAAAGGAUUCCGAUAUUCAGCUAGGAUGAUGUCAGUAAUAUCUGUAGGAUUUGUAUUACUCUAUACAGUUUUUUUAGAGUUAUUCCUUGGACUCUACCAAGUCUUCGAAUUUUUGGAGGAUGGAUUGAUUGCUCAAUUUAAUGUCAUAGGAUGGGAUCCACAACCAGGAGAAACGGAGGGUGUAGGAAUUAUACGAGACGGAUUAUACUUUGCUUAUUAUUUCGUCAUAUCAUUUGGAGGUUGUUUCCUUGCAUCUCUGACGGUUGCGUUUCUUAUCAACACGGUCUUUCUGUUUCAUUAUUUGACAUCUUAUAGGAAGUAUUUACUUUCGUUGUAUAAAGGAAAACCUAAACAUCUAACACCUAAAAGUGAAAAAUCCAAUGCAAGUCUUAUGGUUGGAAGCGUGCGGUAUGCUGGUUAUCAGGUGGGAUACAUAGGAUGGGGAUUUUUCAUCCAAUUUCUGGUUCUCUUGCUCGUUUCAAUUACAAUAGCAACAAUAAUAACUAUAUGGGACCUUAUUAGUGACUUCAUUAUAUCAUGGAUCAUGGCACUUUGGCCUGUGUUACUGACGUCAUUGGUGCUAAACUUUGUGCAGCUUUUGCUAUCUAAGUUCCUCUUCCUACAAGAAAAUGGCAACAUAUUAGCUAUGGAGAAUAGACGACUGUUCUUCAUUUUUACCUACUUCAUGUUCUUCUAUAACGUCUUCAUUGGUCUCAUCUCCUGCUUAAUGAGGAUCAUUAAGUCCAUCAUUCUAGGCGCCCUCUUCCUCCCACGUCUUGACCAUAGCGUGCUGCCCAGAAAAUUCCAGCAAUUUGACCCAGGGUUUGAUGCAUACUGUGGUUUUAUGCAUAUUGAGAGUACACACACAAAUCCGGUUGCUAUGGUUUUCAUCAGUAUAUUGCAAGCAGAAUCACUGACGUCAUUAAAAAGAAAGAAAAUGAAUGACAUUGAUGCGAUACCUAUGGACGAAAAAGAGGAAAUGAUACAGAAAAAACGACGAAAGGCGAGGUGGAAGUGGCUACUUGCUUUCACCCUGGUAAAUAACCCCGAACUCUCGCUACAACGAAGACUCACUCUGGCAAAAGAGCGCAACGAAAAUGUCAAGGAAAUUCUUUUCUCUUCGUAUGCGGUACCUAUUGAGCACGGAAGUAUUGACACUAAAUUUUAA
Saccostrea echinata is the source of this 2073-nucleotide messenger RNA. RefSeq names its product receptor for retinol uptake stra6-like. Lineage: Eukaryota; Metazoa; Mollusca; Bivalvia; Ostreida; Ostreidae. Gene Ontology annotation, cellular component: plasma membrane; extracellular region. The coding region runs from base 1 to 2073 and encodes 690 amino acids. Gene Ontology annotation, molecular function: hormone activity; signaling receptor activity; retinol transmembrane transporter activity. Gene Ontology annotation, biological process: vitamin A import into cell. The transcript is spliced from 17 exons. The record is from RefSeq and is a predicted model, not a curated record.